This is a messenger RNA of Tachyglossus aculeatus (Australian echidna), 547 nucleotides long. RefSeq names its product testis expressed 49 (gene SPMIP11). The record is from RefSeq and is a predicted model, not a curated record. Lineage: Eukaryota; Metazoa; Chordata; Mammalia; Monotremata; Tachyglossidae. Bases 45 to 458 code for a protein of 137 amino acids. The transcript is spliced from 4 exons.
GGCCACCUUCGGUCAGGGCAGGAGCGCGGCCCGGAGGCAGAGGGAUGUCUUUCUUUGGGCUGCACCGCCUGGGUUACCAAAAGCCACUGGGAGCCAAGCGGAUUAUCAGGGACCUGGGAGCCCAAAUGGGGGACCAGGGCUGCAGGUCAGCGGGCACCCCCAAGUUGCCUCCAAUCACCCCCAGAGAUGAGGACCGCUCCCAGCACCAAGGCAGCCUCGACGUGUACAAGAGGCUUGUCCGGAAGAGGCAGCUCAAAAACUUUCCCAAUCAGGUCUUCCGGAUCCCAGUGACUGAAGGCCAGAACUGCAGCUUUUGGUGGAAGCAGGAUACAGGGGGGCGAUGGGAGAGGGCAGGGGUGGGGUGGGCUUAUACCCCUGCCCACCCACUCAUCGGGAGUCCCAUUACCAGGUUUGUGGAUCACAUGCAAUUGACGGACAGAACCUCCUACCUCUUUUGAAGCAGGGCCAGAGGGGGCAGCGGAUUGCAGCCCCUUGAGGAGGGGGCCCUGGGGAGGCCCCUGGAAUAAACAGCUUUAUUUAACAGAAA